This is a messenger RNA of Glarea lozoyensis ATCC 20868, 837 nucleotides long. RefSeq lists its product as uncharacterized. The record is from RefSeq and is a predicted model, not a curated record. The coding region runs from base 1 to 837 and encodes 278 amino acids. NCBI's taxonomy places the organism in Eukaryota, Fungi, Ascomycota, Leotiomycetes, Helotiales, Helotiaceae. Gene Ontology annotation, cellular component: membrane. The transcript is spliced from 3 exons.
AUGGACAACCCAGACGACUACUCCGACUACUGGAUCUACAAACCCUCCAUCGUAGGCGCGGCCAUCGCAACAGGAAUCUUUACCGUCCUAACAGCAAUCCACAUAUUCCGACUCUCCCGCACCCGCUCAUGGUUCUGCAUCCCUUUCGUCCUCGGCGGACUCUUCGAAGUGAUAGGCUACGCCAGCCGCGCCGCCAGUCCCUCCAACGCCGAUAAUUUCGCCCUCUUCAUCCUCCAAACCCUCGGCAUUCUCCUCGCUCCCAUCCUCUUCGCUGCCUCCGUCUACAUGAUCCUCGGCCGUCUCAUCCGCGCUACAGGCGCCGAGUCGUACGCGCUCAUCCGGGUCAAUUGGAUUACCAAGAUCUUCGUCGGCGGUGAUAUACUAUGUUUCGCGAUUCAGGCCGGCGGUGGUGGCAUCUUGGCUGGUGCGGAUACGAAGAGCAGUAAGGAUCUGGGACAGAAUAUUAUUCUGGCGGGCUUGGUGUUGCAAAUUGUGAUUUUUGUGGGGUUUGUGGUCGUGGCGGUGGUUUAUCAUAUGAGGUUGAGGGCCAGACCGACAGGGAAGGGACCGGCUGUGAUGAGUUGGGAGAGGUUGUUGAUUAUGUUGUAUGUUGUCAGUGUGUUGAUCACGAUGCGCAAUUUGUUCCGUUGUAUCGAAUAUGGGCUGGGAGAGGGAUCCUAUUUGCUCCGUCACGAGUGGCCAAUUUACGUUUUUGAUGCUGUGUUGAUGGCUAUUGUUCUGGGUAUUUGCCAGCAGUGGUAUUUUGGAAGUCUGAAAGCGAAACAUGAUAGUAUGGAUGUUGAGAUGAAUUCUUCGGACACGACGGCGUCGAGGUAG